GAGCAAGCAGAAGACUAAAGUAGCUGAAUAGCUAAUCCUUUGAUUUGUUCUUCAAUGGCUACAUCAAUUUCUGCAACUGGGUUCAAAGGAGGCCUUUCUUGUUCUUCAUUCCAUGGAAGCUGGGGGACUUCUUUUGUUGGUGAAAAUUACACUGCCCUUACAAACUCAGUCCCGAGAUUGGUUCGUGUGGCUAAGCCAGUUAGGUCACAACCAAUUAUGAAGAACGUUAAUGAAGGAAAAGGUGUAUUUGCACCAGUUGUUGUUCUUACUCGCAAUCUCAUUGGCAAGAAACCAUUCAAUCAGAUUAGAGGCAAAGCCAUUGCUUUGCACUCACAGGUAAUCACUGAAUUCUGUAAAUCGAUAGGGGCAGAUGCCAAACAAAGACAAGGAUUGAUUCGAUUGGCAAAGAAGAAUGGAGAAAGGCUUGGAUUCCUUGCUUGAUGAAAUAUAUUGUAAUUUAAUUUCAGUAUAGUUUCUUUGAAUAUUUUCCAUUGAAUACCUUCUGUUCUAUAAUUUUUAAUUAAGCAAGUCAAGAUGCAU
Telopea speciosissima is the source of this 540-nucleotide messenger RNA. RefSeq names its product protein PROTON GRADIENT REGULATION 5, chloroplastic-like. Gene Ontology annotation, cellular component: chloroplast. Gene Ontology annotation, molecular function: electron transfer activity. Bases 55 to 441 code for a protein of 128 amino acids. The record is from RefSeq and is a predicted model, not a curated record. Gene Ontology annotation, biological process: photosynthetic electron transport in photosystem I; response to high light intensity. The transcript has 2 exons. Lineage: Eukaryota; Viridiplantae; Streptophyta; Magnoliopsida; Proteales; Proteaceae.